Vespula pensylvanica (western yellowjacket) is the source of this 1586-nucleotide messenger RNA. RefSeq names its product odorant receptor 13a-like. Gene Ontology annotation, biological process: detection of chemical stimulus involved in sensory perception of smell; sensory perception of smell. The record is from RefSeq and is a predicted model, not a curated record. The coding region runs from base 162 to 1349 and encodes 395 amino acids. Gene Ontology annotation, cellular component: plasma membrane. Gene Ontology annotation, molecular function: odorant binding; olfactory receptor activity. The transcript is spliced from 6 exons. Lineage: Eukaryota; Metazoa; Arthropoda; Insecta; Hymenoptera; Vespidae.
CAAAAAGGUGUAAUUGAUUUUUAAAAUCAUCUAGAUACAUUUCGUACAACAUUGGUAUUAAAAAUUUCGACAUUGAAUACCAACGUAUUGGCUUACUUUAUACUCGUAAUUUGACGAGCCCAGAAUACAUUUAUAUCCCCAAUUCUGUAAUAUACUAUUUAAUGGAAACAUCGUUGCUUUGCAUUAUGUUUUUCAAGGAUACAUAUUUCACCAAUACCAAGAAAGCAAUUACAUGGUGUAAACGAUUGCUCGGUUUUUCUGGAGUUUGGCCAUUGGAAAUUCGUGACUCGUUGUUCGUACCAUUUCUAUUUUACGGAUGUCUUUACAGUUUUUUAGGAUUUCUCGAUUUGAUCGAAUACAUCAAAGAUAUCCGUUACGUAAUGACAAACGUUAUGGAGAACAUGUUGGUGGUAAUGACAGUGACGAAAUUUGGGAUAUGUCGAAUAAAGUAUCGAUCUUUGUCAAGAUUUUUGACAGAAACAGAAAACGAUUACAUAGUCGAUAAUUAUAAAACCGAAGAAGAGAGACUGAUUUUUAUGAAAUAUAACAAAUUUUCCUACAUAUUCAUCAUGACUGCGUUUCCAUCGAUGACCUUCUUAACAAUUUAUUAUUAUUUUAAAAAUGUCAUACCGAAUGUUCUUGCAGUUAUGGCGAAUUCUUCAUUGGAAUAUAAAUUACCUUAUAAAAUAAAGCCAUUAUUGAAGCCAUACGAUGCAAAAAGUUAUGCAUUUGGCUGCAUAUACGAAUUUUUGCGUAUAACAAUGGUCAUUUCCGGUUAUACCGGAACUGAUUGUUUAUUGGCUUCUACCGGAUUUCAUCUUACCGGUCAAUUGGCUGUAUUAAAGUACAGAGUGAAGGAUGUUUUAAAUGAUACCGAUGGUUGUCGGCAGGGAAUUCGAAAAAUGAUUCUUCGGCAUCAUCGUUUGAUAAGAUUAGCGGAUACAUUAGAAGAUAGUUUUAACAUCGUUAUUUGUCAACAAUUGUUAGGUACAACGAUUCAAAUUUGUAUGACGAGUUACGAAGUACUCUCCAGUUUAGCGGUAUUCGAAGGAAUCGGUAUAUUAACGUUUGCAAUAUAUGUUUUCAUUUUGGCGAGUACAUUGUUCACUUAUUGUUAUAUCGGUGAAUGUCUUAUUGACGAAAGCACGAGCUUGUCUGAAGCGCUUUAUCAUUGCGAUUGGUACGAGUUAUCGACAAUGGAUGUGAAAACGAUUUGCAUUUGCAUGAUUCGUGCUAAAAAACCACUGCGAUUGACUUGUGCAAAGUUUUGCGAUGUAUCUUUGCGUACUUUUACUGAUAUAAUGAAGACAUCGAUGGCGUACCUAUCAGUAUUACGAACUUUUAUGUAAAUGAAAUUGUGAAAGAAAUAGUCUUGAAUAAUUAUUACUGGAAUGUUAUUUAUGACAUCUUGAAAAAAAAUUUUGAAGAUACUGCAUAUAAUAAGAAUGCAUACAACCAUUUUAUUAAGAUAAAUAUUCAUAAGAUAAAUAGAGAACAUAUUUGUUCUUUAUAUGAAUAUAUCUGACUCAAGUUUUCAGUUCUAAACUAACUUCACAUUUUUGUUAUUUUGUUAGAAAUUUUUAUAA